This is a messenger RNA of Alternaria hordeiaustralica, 600 nucleotides long. RefSeq lists its product as uncharacterized. The record is from RefSeq and is a predicted model, not a curated record. The transcript is spliced from 2 exons. Gene Ontology annotation, molecular function: GTPase activity; GTP binding. Lineage: Eukaryota; Fungi; Ascomycota; Dothideomycetes; Pleosporales; Pleosporaceae. Bases 1 to 600 code for a protein of 199 amino acids. Gene Ontology annotation, cellular component: cytoplasm. Gene Ontology annotation, biological process: cytoplasmic translation.
AUGGUGAAUCUCAUCGACAACAGGAACAUCUAUCUCAAGCCCAAGAAGGCUGGCGGCAUGAAGAUCAACUUCCAGGUCCCGCCCAAACAUCUCGACGAGAAGAUGGUCUACAACAUUCUCAAAGACUACAAGAUGCUCAACUGCGAAGUCCUCGUCCGAGAUGAAAACGCAACAGUCGACGACUUCAUCGACGUCAUUAUGAAGGACCACAGGAAAUACAUCAAGUGUCUCUACGUGUACAACAAGAUCGAUAGCAUCGGUCUCCCGCACUUGGACGAAUUAGCACGCGAGCCACACACCGUCGUCAUGAGCUGUGAGCUCGAUCUCGGUAUUCAAGACGUCGUGGACAGGUGUUGGGAAGAGUUGAGGUUGAUCAGGGUGUACACAAAGAGGAAGGGCAACGACCCAGAUUUCUCAGAGGCGCUCAUUGUACGACACGGAAGCACGAUCGAAGAUGUUUGCGACCAAGUUCAUCGGACGCUGAAGGAGACAUUCAAGCAUGCGCUGGUUUGGGGCGCGAGUGCCAGGCACGUGCCGCAGAAGGUGGGCUUAGGGCAUGUAGUGGCCGAUGAGGACGUUGUCAGCAUUGUGGCAAAGUGA